AUGUACUCCUCAGCGACCAGUCUCGCCCUUCUGGCGUGCAGUUCCAUUGCCCUCGCCGCCAGCGACAACACCACGCUCCCAUACUCAACCUGGAUGGCGACCUCCUUCCUCUCCAAAUCCCAAACGAUGAACUCCCACUACGUCGCGAGCGUCCUCCACGAAGGCAUCGAAAAGGCCGCGACCCUCCACCAGAACACCAGCCUCCUCAACUACGUCUCCAACGCCGUCUCCGCGCAAGUCCUCCCCAACGGCACCCUCCUAAACUGGAACUCCUCCUUCUACUCCGUCGACGAGCUCCGCAUCGGCAACAACCUCCUACACUUCUACCUCGCGUCCAACCGCACCGAAACCAAAUACGCCGUCGCAGCCUCCGCCCUCCGCUCGCAGCUCGACCGCUGGCCACGCACGCCCACCGGCGGCUUCUUCCACCGGGACCCCGUCUACCGCAACCAGAUGUGGCUGGACGGCAUCUACAUGGCGGACACCUUCUACGCGACGUACACGCACAUCUUCGAGCCGGCCAACACCACCGCCUGGAACGACAUCGCGCUGCAGUUCGACCUCGUCGAACAGCACACCCGCAACAAGACGUCCAACCUGCUCGCGCACGGGUACGACGAGUCGAAGAAGGCCGUGUGGGCGGACCCCGUGACGGGCGCGUGUCCGCACGUCUGGGACCGCGCGGUCGGCUGGUACUUCAUGGCGCUGGUCGAGGUCCUGCAGGUGUACCCUAAGAACCUCCCCGGGUACGCGCGGCUGAGGGGCUACCUGACUACCCUCGCCGACGGGGUCGAGAAGGCGCAGGACGAGUCGGGGGGCUGGUGGUUGGUCAUGGACGAGCCGUAUCCGGGCAUGAAGGGGAAUUACAUCGAGGCGAGCGCGACGGCCAUGUUCACGUAUGGGAUUCUGAAGGGGAUUCGCACCGGGUUGUUGGAGGAGCGGAGGAGGCCGACCGCGUUGAAGGCGUACGAUUUGAUGUUGGAUAGGUUUGUGACCAGGGAGAAGAAUGGGACGUUGAGUUUUGAUGGGACGGUUGUGGUAGGCAGUUUGAGCUCGAAUGGCUCGUAUGAGUAUUAUGUCAAUGUGCCGAUCGCUAGGAAUGAUGGUAAGGGUGCUGGGCCGUUUAUGUUUGCUAGCACGGAGUUGGAGCUGUGGCAGCAGUCGUAG
This is a messenger RNA of Aaosphaeria arxii CBS 175.79, 1167 nucleotides long. Its product is annotated as glycoside hydrolase family 105 protein. The coding region runs from base 1 to 1167 and encodes 388 amino acids. The record is from RefSeq and is a predicted model, not a curated record. NCBI's taxonomy places the organism in Eukaryota, Fungi, Ascomycota, Dothideomycetes, Pleosporales. Gene Ontology annotation, biological process: carbohydrate metabolic process. The transcript is spliced from 2 exons.